Messenger RNA from Aspergillus tubingensis, 453 nucleotides. RefSeq lists its product as uncharacterized. The transcript is spliced from 2 exons. Lineage: Eukaryota; Fungi; Ascomycota; Eurotiomycetes; Eurotiales; Aspergillaceae. The record is from RefSeq and is a predicted model, not a curated record. The coding region runs from base 1 to 453 and encodes 150 amino acids.
AUGGAAAACCAAUCAGAAGGAGACGACAUGUACCGGCGGAUAUUGGCGAUGCUUGCAAGUCUAGGACUAGCUGAGAGUGAUUUGCCCCCUGAGUAUAUGCUAGUCAGAUCAGACAAUGGUUCGAACCCAUAUUUUCCCGAAGGACAAGAGUAUACGCUCUACGACCUCAUGUGCGUGUAUGAGUUUCUAAAACAACGCAGAAUUAUGACCGCCUCUGAUCUGGACAGUGGCCAUGGCAAUGCAUCGGCCAGCUCCGUUCCUUCUAAUCAGCUAGUGGCCCAGGGCCAGACACAGUCGAAUGAUACUGAGCUCCCGACUAGCUCAGCACUGGGUGAUGACCAAAUGGAUGUUGAUAUGCCUUGUGCAUUAGUUGAUAUUAGUGAAGCUCUCAGUGCAUGUGUAGCGCAAGGCACAACUAAGGGGGAAAGCGGGAGGACACAGAAAAGGCUAUGA